Messenger RNA from Cutaneotrichosporon oleaginosum, 1516 nucleotides. Lineage: Eukaryota; Fungi; Basidiomycota; Tremellomycetes; Trichosporonales; Trichosporonaceae. The record is from RefSeq and is a predicted model, not a curated record.
CCGCGGGAUUCUUCGCGCCCCUUGCAGCUCGCCCCCAAUGCUCCGCAACCUCUUCGAGUUCAACGUUACGCGGCCGUUCCCAUACGGGCGGCUGUGGAACCUCCUCACGCUCAUCUUCUCGGCCCUCGUGUUUGUCUUUGUUGUCAUCUAUGCCACCGCCACCGCGGGGUACGAGACGGUGACCAGAUCGUCGCCCAACUACAACCUCAGGCUUACGGGGUGGCACACCAUCUUCAUUACCAAGAAGACUGGUAUUUGCGACACACGACUCCUCACAAUUGGGGACGAGGUGUACACAACCGACGGCGUAAUCCCAUGGACAAUUAUGACAUGGCGUAAUCGCGCGACUGGCGACUUCCGCUGGUCUGUCGACUAUGCGGCCGAAAAGCUCGAGAGCUGCACCCUCUACAAAUUGGUGAUGGAGCCAAACAUGCAGACCGAGAUCUCAACCAUUAUCGCCUCGCUCAAUUGCACUGUCGGCCCUUACGAAGUUACACUCGGCGCAGACAUCAGCUUCCCGGCCAAUGUCCAGGUUGCGGAGGCGCGGAUGGCCAGCGUCGGGUUCACGCCCGACAAGCAGGUGGCCGUCAACUGGAAUGCACUCUUUGACCUCAGCAUGGCAUGGGACUCGCUUCUCAACCUGUAUGGCGCCGCACAGAACCAGCCCAACUACCGGCUCAGCACCAGUGUUGCCUCGAACGGCACAGAUUUCUGCGGGCACCAAAUUGUCUCUGACGACCUGAGCAAAUGCCAACGGCGGUUCGUCGAGCCGACGACUUACACGCGCUGGAGUGCCAUCGACUCGGAUCCCACGGAUCGGUAUAACCAGGGCAUCCUAGCGCAGAUGAAUGCGCCGUUCGUCAACCUCGCGGUGUGGGUCAUCCAGCUCGCGUACUGGGACCUAGGUUUGGCUAGCACCGACAACCUCAUCAGAAACUACGCCGGGCGGCAGCAGUACCUGCAGCGUUGCACCAACUGCCCCAUGAUAGAUAUGCUUCUCGACAGGCAGCCCGGCGGCUUGUGGUUCUCGGAUACCGUGCUCCCGCUCACCGACCCCGGUUUCACGCCGCCGAGUGACCAGAGCUUCAACAUCCAGUAUCUCUGCAAGGUCCGGCAGCUCAAGCAGCCCGCAAACUUGAUUCAGUCCGUCCUCGUUGCGACCUUCAGCCUCUUCGGCGCAUACUGGGCAUUCUACCGCACCGUAUGGGUGCUAUGGGGUACACACUUCGGCGAGGAGCGCCACAAGCGCGUGUUCAACGGCGAGCCCGAGACGCCCACCCCGACCAGCACCCUCGGUUAUGGGCCUGUCAAGCCCGGCUCACCCAGCCCAGGCGCGUAUGGUCAGCCUGCUACAUAUCCCCAACAGCAAGGAUACUUUGGCCCGCAGAAGGUAUAGGUUGAUUAGGUGCAAAAAGGGAGGAGGUUGAGCGCCCAUUAAACCGCCGAGUCAAUAGUCAGACCCCCAUACACGUAAGGUUGGAUUCACUUCGCGAUGCAUUUGUGUGUUGAUAUCUCA